Molecule: messenger RNA, 1226 nt
Organism: Danio aesculapii
Lineage: Eukaryota; Metazoa; Chordata; Actinopteri; Cypriniformes; Danionidae
Gene: snrnp40
Product: small nuclear ribonucleoprotein 40 (U5)
Exons: 10
Coding region: 129-1172 (347 amino acids)
Cellular component (GO): catalytic step 2 spliceosome
Molecular function (GO): protein binding; RNA binding
Source: RefSeq, a predicted model, not a curated record
UGUGUUUCACUCGACGAGCGUGUUUAGCUCGAAUGUGGAGGGUAGCUGGGAAACCUCAUUCAUUGAAAACAUUGAUUGUUUUGACAUAUUCUUCAUUUAUUCUAGAAAUCUGAAGCAUUUUCAUUGCAAUGAUCGAACCGAAGAAGCGUGCGGCGGAUAUGGCGGUUGUUCCCGCAGGAGUGAAGAGGCCGCGGACGGAGCUGGUGGCCGCAGCACAAUCCCAGCAGCUCUCCGCUAUGGGCCCGCCACGCAGCUCUAGUCUGCAGGCUCCUAUAAUGCUUCUCUCUGGUCAUGAAGGAGAAGUUUACUGCUGCAAAUUUCACCCCAAUGGAGCCACUUUAGCCUCUUCUGGAUACGACCGCCUCAUCUUGAUGUGGAAUGUCUAUGGAGACUGUGAAAACUACGCCACGCUUAAAGGCCACAGUGGAGCUGUGAUGGAGCUUCAUUAUAACACAGACGGCAGCCUGCUGUUCUCUGCCAGUACGGAUAAGACGGUGUGUGUGUGGGACAGUGAGACAGGGGAGCGUGUGAAGCGGCUGAAAGGCCACACGUCCUUCGUGAACUCAUGCUUUCCAGCACGUCGCGGCCCACAGCUGGCCUGCACCGGCAGCGAUGAUGGAACUGUGAAGCUGUGGGACAUCAGAAAGAAAGCCUCCGUUCACACUUUCCAGAACACGUAUCAGGUUCUCAGUGUGACGUUCAAUGACACCAGUGAUCAGAUCAUCUCAGGAGGAAUCGACAAUGACAUAAAGGUGUGGGACCUCAGACAGAACAAACUGAUUUACAGUAUGCAGGGUCACGGGGACUCUGUGACUGGUCUGAGUCUCAGCGCGGACGGAUCUUACCUGCUCUCUAACUCCAUGGAUAACAGCGUUCGUGUCUGGGAUAUUCGUCCAUUUGCACCAAAAGAAAGGUGUGUGAAGAUCUUUCAGGGAAAUGUCCAUAACUUUGAGAAGAAUCUUCUGAGAUGCUCCUGGUCUGCUGAUGGCAGUAAGAUUGCGGCUGGUUCUGCUGACAGGUUUGUGUAUAUUUGGGACACAACGUCUCGCAGGAUCGUCUAUAAGCUCCCUGGUCACGCUGGCUCUGUCAAUGAGGUGGCUUUCCAUCCAGAGGAGCCCAUUGUUCUGUCUGGAUCCAGUGAUAAGCGCCUCUACAUCGGAGAGAUUCAAUAACAGUGUGUGAGUGUGUGUGUGUGUGUGUGUGUGUGAGAGAGAGAGAGAGAGAGA